ACUUUGAACGCUGAUUUAAAGGAGCCUUUCAAGCUAAGAGGUGACUGUGGGUGAUUCCAGUUUGCAUCAGAAGGACCACAAGUUUUUCUCAGAGAUGUCGUUCAUCAGAAUCUGCUCUUCAGUGGAAAGACUAGAAGUCCCUUUGGCCCCUGCAGCUUCUCAGCAGUAAUUAAACGUGUGACUUGAGGAUCUUGUCAAGCAUCUUCUCGAAAACGCGUCUGGGAAUUUUCCUGAAAGACUUCCAUCUGAGAUUUGAUUAACUUUGGAAUAUUGGAUUGCAGUUUUUAAAAUCUGUCGCUUUGUGAAUGUUUGACUCAGGAUGAGUCUGACAGCUUGACAGCUUUAGUCCCUUUUCUCUCCCACCACUGCCGAAUUUGAGCAACCUCUCCUGCUGCGCUUUCUCCUUCAGCCCAGGAUUACUUCCUCGGCUGAUUUUAUUCAAUAUUUUUGCCAUCGGAUUAUAGUAUUUUCUGAGCUCCACUUUUUGGUUUCUAAAGGCAAAGACAGACAGACACUGUAAGGUGUGAGAUCAGCAACUACACCUCGAAAUUCUGACCCCUCUGCAGCACCUGGAGUUAUCUAUUACCCAUCAGCCAUCAUGGAGUCUGUGGCAGCGAGAAUGGCCAUGGUGACUGACUCCCCCAACCUGUCGCUGAGGUCGAGGACUACCUUGACGACAGACGGCGACUCUUUCGUUAGCACUGCCAGCCUUCCAUGCAGCCACUUCCUGUCCGCCAAUGUCAUCAAUGUUGUGGAGAAAUGUAUGAACUCCAUGCAGAUGGGGACCCAGAUGGUGAAGCUCCGCGGCGGAUCCAAAGGACUGGUGCGGUUCUUCUAUCUGGACGAACACAAGUCCUGCAUCCGCUGGAGGCCCUCGCGCAAGAAUGAAAAGGCCAAAAUCUCCAUCGACUCACUGCGCGAGGUGUGUGAGGGGAAGCAGUCUGAGAUCUUCCAGCGCUACUCAGAGGGCAGCUUCGACCCCAACUGCUGCUUCAGCCUGUACUAUGGAGAACACAUGGAGUCCCUGGACCUGGUGUCAGGCACUGGAGAGGAGGCACGUACCUGGAUCACAGGCCUCAAAUAUCUGAUGGCAGGCAUCAGUGAUGAGGACAGCCUGGCCAAGAGGCAGCGCACCCGAGACCAAUGGCUGAAGCAGACCUUCACCGAGGCUGAUAAGAACGGCGACGGCAGCUUAAGCAUCAGCGAGGUGCUGCAGCUCCUGCACAAACUCAACGUCAACCUGCCCCGACAGAAGGUCAAACAGAUGUUCAAGGAAGCAGACACAGAUGACAACCAGGGGACACUGGGCUUUGAAGAGUUCUGCUCCUUCUACAAGAUGAUGUCAACCCGUAGGGACCUGUACCUCCUCAUGCUCACCUACAGCAACCACAAAGACCACCUGGACACAGACGACCUGGCCCGCUUCCUAGAGACUGAGCAAAAGAUGACCAAGGUGACCAAGGACCAUUGCCUGGAGAUUAUCAACAAAUUUGAGCCGUGCUCUGAGAACCAGAAGCAAGGAGUUCUGGGAAUUGAUGGUAUAACGAAUUACAUGCGCAGCCCAGGGGACAUCUUUAACCCAGAACACUACAUCGUGAGCCAGGACAUGAACCAGCCGCUGUGCAACUACUUCAUCGCCUCCUCACACAACACUUACCUGAUGGGAGACCAGCUGAUGUCACAGUCCAGGGUGGACAUGUACGCCUGGGUGCUGCAGGCCGGCUGUCGCUGCGUAGAAGUGGACUGCUGGGACGGUCAGGAUGGUGAACCCAUCGUCCACCACGGCUACACUCUAACCUCCAAGAUCCUCUUCAAAGACGUCAUCGAGACCAUCAACAAGUACGCCUUCGUCAAGAAUGAAUACCCGGUCAUCCUCUCCAUAGAGAACCACUGCAGUGUUCUUCAGCAAAAGAAGAUGGCCCAGUACCUGACUGAGAUCCUGGGGGACAAACUGGACCUAUCCAACAUCAAAGCUGAUGAGUCUGGACGGCUGCCGUCACCAGAAAUACUCAAGGGCAAGAUCCUUGUCAAGGGGAAGAAACUGCCUCCCAACAUCGAUGAGAACGCAGAGGAGGGAGACGUGUCAGACGAGGACAGCGCUGAUGAGAUGGAGGACGACUGUAAACUGAUGAAUGGAGAUUGGAAGACGUCAGCCAACAGGAAGCAGGUGGAGAACAUGGCCAAGAAAAAGCUGGACAACCUGAUGAAGGAGUCCAAGAUCAGAGACAGAGAAGACCCGGACAGCUUCACCAUCGCAGCCCUCCCUCCUGCUGGGAAGCCCGCAGACAAAACCAGCUCCAAGGGUAAAAGUGAGGAUGGGACAGACACAGCGGACGAGGCUAAUCCCAGCAGCAACAAGCGCACAGGACGCUCCUUCAUGGGGAGCUUCUCCAAACGCAAGAAAAAGACAACCAAGCUGAAGAAGACAUCAAGCUUUGAAGACACAGAUACAGACCAAGAGAGUUCAAGCAGCGCCUCCCGUGCCCCCUUGCACCACAGCAAGAAGAAGAAGACCAUGAAGUUAUCCCGAGCUCUGUCUGAUCUGGUCAAAUACACACGCUCUGUGGGUCUCUAUGAUAUUGAGGCACAAGCCAACUGCAGCUGGCAGGUGUCGUCACUGAGUGAAACCAAAGCCCACCAGGUGAUGCAGCAGAAACCUGCAUCCUUCAUCCAAUUUAACCAGCGACAGCUCUCGCGCAUCUACCCCUCCUCUUACCGUGUGGACUCCUCCAACUUCAACCCGCAGCCCUUCUGGAACGCCGGCUGCCAGCUUGUUGCACUCAACUACCAGUCCGAGGGCCGCGUCCUCCAGCUCAACAGAGCCAAGUUCUACAGCAACGGCAACUGUGGCUACGUCCUUAAGCCUGCCUGCAUGUGUGAAGGUGCCUUUAACUCCAACCUGGAGGACCCGCUGCCAGGUCAGAUGAAGAAGCAGCUGGUGCUUAAGAUCAUCAGUGGACAACAGCUGCCCAAACCCAAAGACUCUAUGCUGGGAGACAGAGGAGAGAUCAUUGAUCCCUUCGUUGAGGUGGAGAUCAUCGGCCUCCCAGUUGACUGCUGCAAGGAGCAGACCAGAGUGGUAGAUGAUAAUGGGUUCAAUCCAAUGUGGGAGGAGACUCUGGUGUUCACGGUCCACAUGCCGGAGCUAGCCUUGGUGCGUUUCCUCGUGUGGGAUCAUGACCCCAUCGGCCAGGACUUCAUCGGCCAGCGCACCAUCGCCUUCAACAGCAUGAUUCCAGGUUAUCGCCAUGUGUACUUAGAAGGUAUGGAGGAGGCUUCCAUCUUUGUUCACGUAGCUGUGAAUGACAUCACUGGUAAGGCCAGAGCAGCCAGCGGCAUAAAAGGACUGUUUCACAGAAACCCAAAGCAGGCCUCCCUGGACAGCCAUGCUGCUGUGCAGCACAGCCGUAAGCACCCGUUCGGUGCCCACCUGCUGCGCCGCACUGCCAGCGCACCCACCAAAGGCCAGCCCAAAAUCAAGAAGGGCUUCCCAGAGAUCGCCAUCGACACCAAAGACUACAGCUCAGAGGGCGCAAGUGAAGAGCGAGAGUCUGAGGACAGGGACAAGGCCUCUGCUGCCGCCUCUCUCAAGCCCACCCCACCUCAAACCCACAACAGGGAAUCAUUGGCAUCCCACCAAGCCAAAGGCCCCUGGGACUGUCCUGACACCAAUGGGGCUUUUCACCCUGAGGAGGGUAAAGACUGUUCCACAGUGCAGAGACCAACUCCUCUUCCGCUACACUCUGACGACGCCGGAAACACACGUGUCAUCCGUUCUGUCUCCACUCCAGAAGACAGCCUGUCUUCACUUCACUCCUCAUCUCCACCACUGUGCUCACCACCAACAGCAAUAAACACAGACUCCCCAUUGGCCGUUCCUUUAACCGGGGCGGUACACAGUCCUGUCAAGGUGAGCGGAGACCCUGCAAAACUGCGUCCCUUCUCCAGAACCACGUCUCUCCCUCCGACUAACCCAGCUGAGAAAUCUGUACCAUCACGCUGUAGUGAAGACAUCCAGACCAACAUUCACUCAUCCAUGGAGCAAACACCAGACCAGAGGGAAAGACAAAAAACUCUGACAGAAAAGAAAAAUGAUGCAGCAGAGUUUAAGUCUAAGCCCAGAGAGGAGCCUGCUCCUGCAGCAGUGUCCUCCGGAGCCCCUGCAGCUCAGCAGACCACAGCCAGGAGAGCACUUUUCACCAAUCUGCCAUCACACGCACCAGUGAGAAGAACAAAAAGUGAGGGCCAUGUUCGGGCAGCUGUAGCCUCAGCUGGGCAGGCCCAGUCAGCAGUCCCAGAGGUCUGCACCGACGCUACCAUGAACGACCGCCUCUGGAGCAAGCUGGAGCCGGGCAGCCACCGAGACAGCAUGUCCUCCUCCUCUAGCAUCUCUUCCAGCGACACCGUCAUCGACCUGUCCCUGCCCAACCUGGCCAGGAAGAGCCUCAGCAGCCUGCCUGCCACCAUCAGCACCUGCGACCCUCACUGGCUCAACUACCGCCACUCUGCACUCGUCUCCUGUGAUCCGCUGAGAGUCAGCAAGAGCAAGUCCAACCCCAAUCUGCAGCAAAGUGAGUCCCCCAAUGACGAACUGAAGCCUCGCCCCCUGCAGCCUCCCCAGGAAGCAUCUGUGGACUCGCCCAGCAGGCUGACUCAAAGGAGGCACACCUGGAGCCGCCUCUACAUGGAAGGCCUCAAGCAGUCAUCAAGCAGCAGGUCAUCCUCUGUGGCCACAACCCCAACAGCUGCAGCCUCCAUGUCCAAAAGCCUCGGGGAUCUGACCUCUGAUGACAUCUCCUGUAACUUUGACAGUAAGUACCACAGCAUCAGCCGCAGCUUCAUUGUCCGGCCAACCAGGGAGCAGCUCAGCAGAGGUAGCCUGCACAAGUCUCGGCCAACCAGCGACCUCACAGAACAACUGCGGAAGCUGACUGACGUGGAGCCUCUGACCCCCAGCGACUUUGUCCCGGAGAACAGAGCCAAAGAGCCGCAGGAGUGUGUCGAUGAGAGCCUGGUGCGCAGGACCUCCUCCAGGAGCCAAAGCAGGGUGCGCUACAUUGCAAACAGGGCUAAGAAGGCCCAGGAGAGGCAGAAGCUCCAGAGCCUGGUCCAGGGCCGGAGUGCAAGCUUCAGCCUGACUGGUAGCUCUGGCAGCGGAAGCACUGGUAGCCCCAUUGAGGAGCGGGGGAACCCUGAAGGCGCGUGUUGCGUGGCCCAGAGUCCCUGCACCAGCCUGGACCUGCUGAGUCAGCUCGCCCCCCUAGGAGCCCCCUCUCCCAGACAGUCCCAGCCCUCCCCAGACCCUGAAAACAGUGAAGUCUUUUUCAUGCUCAAACUCUAAGAACCGGCUGACUUGGAGCUGAGCGUGAGAGACACAGCUAGACACUCUUUUGGAAUACAGUCCUCAAGUAGAACUCUUUUUUUUUUUUUUUUUUUUUGUAGAAAAAGUUGCGUAUCUUGCAAACUAUCUCAUAGAUUACUUCAGCAUCUCCCAGAGACCUGUGCUCUACCGAAUUAUAAUCCACGAACAGUCAAAUCUCCAUCUUGGGUUUGUGCAAGAUCCAUUUUUUAACAUUCAGAAAACAUUGGGUAGAAGCUGCUGGACAGCAGUUCUUCUAAGAGCAAUCGCAGCUCCGCCAUCAGUUUGCACCAAAUGUUAGAUAUUGCCAGAAUGUAUUUAGUGAACGAUACCUGGAGUUUUUCUAUAGCUGUUUAUGUUGAUGAUCUUAGGUCAUGCUUGACUUUUUUUUUACUUUCCAUGAGCAUACAGUAGCAAUAGAUCACCAAGAGGAAAGGAUAGUAGUCCUUUUAAAUCUGAGCAAAAUGGUUUGAUUUCUUUCAAAAACAUGGAGA
This is a messenger RNA of Plectropomus leopardus (leopard coralgrouper), 5853 nucleotides long. The record is from RefSeq and is a predicted model, not a curated record. NCBI's taxonomy places the organism in Eukaryota, Metazoa, Chordata, Actinopteri, Perciformes, Serranidae.